GCGUCACUUGUUCGUCCAGGCGUCCACACAGAAGAUACCUCGUUUUCUGCACAAGCAGGACCAUGUUGCACUUGGAUUUUAUAUAGAAAAUACAAAUUUCACCUUAAUAACAUUAUUUGAUUAUUAUUAUUAUUAUUAUUUUAUUUUAUUAUUUUUUUAAAAAGGCGACAGCAGCACAGAGCAGCAGCAGCGUGUGUGGAGCAAGUGGUCCCAGAAAGAUUUCCGUCAUGGGAGCGUAUGGAUGGAGCUCAGCGCGUCUUGGCUUUGUCGUUUGGGGAUUUUUGGCAUUUUUCUGCGGAGAAUUUGUCCCACAGGCUGAAGCAGGCUGCAGGGAGCGAGAGAGCCCAAACUGCUGCACCGGCCGGAACAACGAAUGUUUUGAGUACUCCAGGAGGAAAACAGUGUGUUACUGCGAUACCUACUGUCAGAAAACAAGAGACUGCUGCGAGGACUAUCAGAGCGUUUGCCAAAUAUCUGCAGCCAUUGACUGUGUGGUGAGAUCAUGGGGUCCCUGGUCAUCAUGCACAUCUUCAUGUGGAAUUGGUAGCACGGAAAGGAGUCGCCAAGUAUCUGUUCCCCCUAGAAAUGGAGGUACACCCUGUCCUGAUCUCAAACAACGUCGAGGAUGCUUCGGAAAUAACGCCAUAUGCAGCACCGCGAAAGAAGUCGCAAAAAUCUUGCCUAAUUCUUUCAAGAGGAACUUCAAGGACCCUUGGAGGAGACCACACAUGCUGAUGAAGGAGGAGAAGGCCAGUUACUGUGUGCAUCUGCAAGUGAAACAGGCUAGCGCGGCAUGUAGACUCAAACUGUGGACCGCUCGACUGAUGAGAGAGACUGCUGUCUGUGUAGAGUGUCAAAGUGAUGCCAUGGCAAAGUCAGAUCGCUGUGGAGGCGAUGGUGUAAGGGGCACCAGGACCUUCUGGUCAGCAGCUUCAGUCCCGGGCUGUCACGGUUCCUGGAUUCGACAGUUUUCUUCUGAGCGCUGCCAGUGUCCUGACAACUCUUUCCUCUUUGUUUGAGGCGGCACGCUACUCUCAGCAUCCUGCCAAGUGCAGGAGAGCCCUGCCAGUCAAGCCAGACCCUCCAAUCCAGAUUACUGGAUGGGUAACUCAAGGAUAUUAGCAGCAUCCUGCCACUUUUUUUCUUUCACCUCAUAUUCUGUACUGUAUAAACUCUUAAAGCACACAUAAGUUCUUGCAUUUAACUUCUGUUUUUACAGCCACGUAAUUCUCCUCUAAAGCACAGCAUCUAUUUGCCUUUUUACCUCUGAGUCUUUGCUAUCUACCUCCAUCAAUGCAAGUGCAUUUUCUAAUGCAUAAUGUAUAAAUAUAGAAAUAUAUUAUUUAGCUUUAUACAUUUUCUACUUAUGAUUGGUUUAUGUAAUGUAUAUGUGUCUAUAUAGCUUCAAUAAUUUGUAUCCAACCGUGUAAACAUCAGACAUCUGUCAUUUAUCCCCAAACAGUUCUAAGUCAUCAGUGGUUUUGGAGAUACUAAAACUGAUCAUCAAAGUCAUAUCCAAACUAGGAUCCUUCGCUCAGUAUUUUGAUGUUGUAUCUUUUUUAUCCCAAAAGGCAAAGUUGAAUAUCAGGUACUGAUUCUCAGGUGCUUAGAUUUCAAGUCUCCUUCAUGUCUGCCUCUUCUGGUGGUCAGUCACAGAUGUUUUCAGUAACAUGACUCAUAGCAGAGAUCAAUAACAUCUGUUUAGACUUAAUAUUGCUGGAGAGGAAAAAGAGCCAUAUAAGCGAAUUCACUGUGGUUCUGUCUGUCUUGUGUCCAAGACUUAAAAAAUGCUUCAUGAUUACUCGCCCUGCUCACAGGGGAGUUUUAUCAGAAGAGUAUGAUCCAAGAUAAAUAUCGUGAGCAGCCAACUCCUAUAUUAUUAAUUAACCGAAUCUCCUCCCAGCGCUCCCUACAGUUCCUUUACUUUUUUCAGUUCUGUUUUUGUUGUCUCUGUUGACUCUGUGUUUUCCCUCAAUUAAAUACAGACUAACUACAGCUUUACCUUCUUGAGUUAAAUGACACAGCAUAAAUUCCUGCAUCUCUUUUGCUGUUGGGUUAAGAAGAAGGCAGGUGCAGUCAUGUUAUGGAAACCUGUUACUUUCUCUUUACAUCCCCCAUGUCUGUGUUUGUGUGUUUAUUUAUUAUAAAUCCAUGUGGUAAUUUUAUAAGUGCAGCACAGCAUUUUCUGUACACUGUCCAUGAGUGAAAUAAAGAAAACUAUACCGCCAUAUCUCCCUCUAUUGUAUUUCUAUUGAUGUGUGGAUUUCACUGCAUCAUUGCAUUCAGUUUGCAAAUCCUUGCCAAUGUUUUCCUUUACACACCUUCAACAUAUCUGACUUCUCCCCUGUGCAGUAACUACUAGCAUCAGCAUGACACUGAUAAGUAUAUUCCUGAGUUUACAAGCAGCAUUUCACACCAUUUCAACUCAAACAUGUCCAUUAACAUAUUAUCUGGCAUUCUUGUCAUUUUUGCGUGGGCUGUAAAUGGGAUGAUGACAAGCAAAAUGACAACUAAUGUGUACAAUCAUGUUUUGUUGUUACACUCUACUGAAAUUUGGGGUAUGCUCUUGUCAUGUAAAUUCUGGGAAUUUUGUGUGUGUAUAUAUAUAUAUAUAUACUAUGUGUAAUUAUGUGUACGAAACAUGACAGAUGUGGCAGCUUACGUCAUAUGUAAAAGUAUCUUCAUACUGGUAUUUGGUUUGGUUUUGUGGAUUGCAUAUUCUGAUAGCCAGUUUGCCUCCUCAUUUAGGUGAUAUAUAGACUAGUUAAGUGUAUAUGGAGAAAGAGAUGUUUGAACCUUGAGAUU
This is a messenger RNA of Pelmatolapia mariae (spotted tilapia), 2805 nucleotides long. Its product is annotated as somatomedin-B and thrombospondin type-1 domain-containing protein. The record is from RefSeq and is a predicted model, not a curated record. The transcript has 5 exons. Lineage: Eukaryota; Metazoa; Chordata; Actinopteri; Cichliformes; Cichlidae. The coding region runs from base 228 to 1019 and encodes 263 amino acids.